Molecule: messenger RNA, 771 nt
Organism: Fulvia fulva
Lineage: Eukaryota; Fungi; Ascomycota; Dothideomycetes; Mycosphaerellales; Mycosphaerellaceae
Exons: 1
Coding region: 1-771 (256 amino acids)
Source: RefSeq, a predicted model, not a curated record
AUGGCCGACGAUGGCUGGACCCAAGUCCCGCGCAAAUCCAAGCCCGGCGUCAACUUCAGUCGUCACCUCCCGGCGUCCCAGACGCCGACGACGACGACGACGACGACAUCAAACAUCGACCGCACGAACCCUCCUUCGCGAGACAUCACACUUGCUCAGAUCACCGCCGACUACCAGCGAAAGCUCAAGACGUGGCAGCAGAGUCAAUGCCGGUCAGCGACACUGCGAAUCCUAGAUCGCAUACGACCUGACAGUGGAUGGAAUAUACGUACAGCAGUAUGUCUGGCAAGUGGCAGCUUCAGCAGAGACAACCUGGAAUGCAGGAGGAGGAGUAUGUGGCAGAUCGUUGUCUUUAUAGACCUUGCGAAGCAUUUCGUAGAGGGUGUGAAGGUGGUCGCGCAAGAGCCUGCGUACACAGAUUUGGAUCGAGUGUUUCUGCAGACAUUGCAUAUUGAAGCACUGGAAGUGGAUUUUGAGAAGGGCAGUGGACUCGGACAAGCGGGGAAACAUCUCGGGAAAGAGGCAUUCGUCUUCGAGCCGUUCCUAGAUAUGGAUGCGGUCAUGAUGAAGGAGAUCGUUGAGGCAGAUGUGGCACUGUAUGUCGGAAGUUCCAUACGGGGGUUAAUGAGCAGGACGAACGAGGUGGGUGCGUUGGCGAAGAAGUUCAGCGAGUCGCAUAGGAUGUACAACUUCCCCGAAUUCGAGGUGGAUCCGAAUGUGCUGGGUGGGAUGGGCAUAUAUUGGAAGGAGGAGCAGGAGGAUGAAACGUGA